AGAGGAUUUUAGACUCCACAAUCUGUUCAGCCAAGGUACCUUAGUGGUUUUUCCCAAAUGGUGUACCUGUAUUUUCAAGUCCCAUUUUUAUUUCUUUUUUUUUUUUUUUUUUUUCCCCACAGACUUAAAAUCACAGAACAGAUCGGGUUGGAUUUUAAUUUUAAGGAUACUUUGUUUCUAAGUAAUUGGGAGGUAUUUUAAAUUAAUCCCUAGCUUCAUUAAUGGAAAGGGUUUUUUUAAGAAGACAUGCAGGGAAGUGAUUGGAAUAGAUGAAAGCCCUUUUUUUUAUCAGCUACUACUUAGUGCUUGAAAUUGAUUUUGAGAUAAGAUCUAUUUUAAAGCUAGAAUAAGAUUUUGUAUCAUAUUUUAUUUGCAUUUUUUAUUUAUCAAGUAUUAAAUCAACAAAAUCUUUAGGUUUUACUUGAUUAUGUUUUUAGUUGAUUAUAUUUUUAGUUGCUUACAUUUGAUUAUAUUUAUAUGAAUUUUUGUUACAGUUUUGAGACAGUUAAUUUAUACUUGCUAAAAAUACUUCCAUGACAUUCUGUGCUUUUACUGGGUAAGAAGAAAUGGUUUAUGCAGAUAACAAUGGAACAUUUCUAUAAUUCUCUUGUCAUGGCAUUUCAAAAUCAAUCUAUCAGUGUAAUUAAUCUCAAUUCACAAAAUUCUCUCUGUGGCUCUGUGUUUGGUGCAUGUAGACACGCACAAAUAAAUACCUGUUUACUUGUUGCUAAUAGGAAACGAGGUGAACAGGAAGAGCAGAGCUGGGAGAGUCAGUUAUUAGAACAUCAGGCUGGUGCGGCCUGUUUGCCUCAAUCUCUUUAAAGGCCAAGCAGACGAAGGAAGCAGUUUAGGGAUGAUUAUCUGCAGAGUCCCCGAGGCACUCCCCGCACAGUUUAGGUUAAGAAAAGAUCGUUGCUGGCUCCUCCCAGAUUACCAUCCCCGAUCCGAUUAGCAACAGGAAACACCAGGGGAAUUCAUUCAGCUUCUCUGUAAAACGUGACUGCCCUACAUCAUGUUUCUUGUGGUUCAUACUGCAGCAAUGAAGGGAUCAGCACUCACUCAUUCAUUUUGCAGGGUAACAGGUACUGCAAUGGCUGCAGGAGUUUUGCUGCAAAAUGAGCAACCAUACUCCUCGCUGAUAGAGAGCAGUGUGUAUCUGGCAAAUAUGAGUUCAGGGACCACGAGGCGCCCCACGGCCAAGUACACGAAGGUGGGGGAGCGGCUGCGCCACGUCAUCCCUGGGCACAUGCAGUGCUCCAUGGCCUGCGGUGGCCGUGCCUGCAAAUACGAGAACCCCGCGCGCUGGGCCGAGCACGAGCAGGCAAUCAAGGGGCUCUACUCCUCCUGGAUAACAGAUAACAUCCUGGCUAUGGCUCGACCCUCAACAGAAGUAAUUGAAAAGUACAACAUUAUUGAGCAGUUUGAAAGAUGUGGCAUAAAAACCAUAAUUAACCUUCAGCGUCCUGGGGAGCAUGCGAGCUGUGGGAACCCCCUGGAGCAGGAGAGUGGCUUCACCUACCUUCCUGAAGCCUUUAUGGAGGCUGGCAUUUAUUUUUAUAAUUUUGGAUGGAAGGAUUAUGGAGUGGCAUCUCUCACAACUAUCCUUGACAUGGUAAAGGUGAUGUCUUUCGCCCUGCAGGAGGGGAGGGUGGCUGUUCACUGCCACGCAGGACUUGGGAGGACAGGUGUUUUAAUAGCUUGCUACUUAGUUUUUGCCACCAGAAUGAGUGCUGACCAAGCGAUUCUGUUUGUCAGAGCCAAAAGGCCCAAUUCCAUCCAGACCCGGGGGCAGCUGCUGUGUGUCAGGGAGUUCUCCCAGUUCCUGGUCCCUCUCCGUAAUGUCUUUGCGUGCUGCGAGCCCAAGGCACACGCAGUCACCCUGUCCCAGUACCUGACCCGCCAGAGGCACCUGCUCCAUGGCUUAGAGAGCAGGCACCUCAAGCACGUCCCAAAACUCAUCCACCUGGUGUGUAAGCUGCUGCUGGACCUGGCUGAGAACAGACAGGUGGUAGAAGCAGAGCUGCUGGACAUCCCAGACCUCUCAGCUGAGAUUGAGAAGACCAUGUCCCAGCUGGCAUCCAUGGAGCUCAAGCAGGAACUGGCCAGGCAUGAUAGCGACACAUCAGACUCAUCCCACACCCACUCCUCUGCUCUCGACAGCCAGGACUCACACUUCUCCCUGGGACACGAAAGUGAUGAUUUCUGUAAAAGAAGGAAUGUGGAAUGCCUUCAGCCUCUUACUCAUCUGAAAAGGCGUUUGAGCUACAGUGAGUCAGACCUAAGGAGAACUGAGUUUCUUUUGGAACAGGAUGACACUGCCUGGACAGUGCCUGCUCAGAUCUUAGUGAACAACAAACCCAAGCAGAACAGUGGGGAGGAAUGUUCUGUAAUAGGUGAGGCAAAGCCACAGCUGGAAUUAAACAAAGAAGCAUUAGUGCGUAACACAUGCAUGUUCUCGAGUCAAAGGAGAUUUCAUUUGGAUGGACAAAGGGGUGGCUCCUAUGACAGAAGGAGCUCUAUCAAAGAAGUACAACGCAGCAAGACCUUUUCCUCAGGCCUUGCGUCCAUGCACAAUCCCAAGGAACCUGGAAUGCCAAGGCACAGCUUUGCCAACGAGACUGUUCACUGGAAGGACCACAAGACCAAUAUAUAUGGCAGGAGAGUCUAUCUCUCUGAGGAUUCUGACUCUUCUUCCUCUUCCAAAGUGAGCUUUUCCAUUGGAUAUGAAAGCAAGAGUGGCAGAGAGCUGUCAGAGACAAUUCCACACAUUGUUCUGCAGUCAGAAUUAAGUUUGGAAGCUCGAAGAAUUUUGGCAGCCAAAGCACUUGCAGAUCUAAAUGAAUUUCUGGGAGAGGAUGAAGUGAAGCAGAAGGUAGAAAUGUGGCAGAAAGAACUGAAUUCUCAAGAUGGAGCUUGGGAUAAAAUCUGCACCGAGAGAGAUCCUUUUAUCCUCUGCAGCUUGAUGUGGUCAUGGAUAGAGCAGCUGAAAGAACCUAUUAUAUCCAAAGAUGAUAUUGACAUGCUGGCAAAAAAUUGCACGGAAUCCCAGGAUGCGCUCUACUUGCUGAGAAAGGAGCAGUGUCAGACCAUCGUUUGUAUUUUACAUUGUGUGGUGAACCUGCAAGUGCUGCCAGCUGAUGUGGAGGAGGCCUUACUUGCUCGUGCUAUUAAAGCUUUCACCAAGACAAGCUUCAAUUCUGAGAAUGGGCCAUAUGUUUACAAUACCUUGAAAACUGUAUUUAAACAAACACUGGAAGAAAAAAGGAAAAGGAUUAAAGAGGGAACAGAGAAUCCUUGAUUUCUACACAGCUCUGCCGAAGCAUUAGAUGGGUUUACCAAAUUAUUUUGCAUUUUCCAGCUACUGUAUUUUGUGCUACCUGGCAUGAUCUACCUAACUUUAGGUAAUAGAAGUUAUUAACAAAUAAUUUUAUUUUUUUAGAGGAAGUUUAAGUGGCAGUUGUUCAGUCUACAUAGUUUUAAAGAAUGGCUCCCUGUGACCAUUCUCUGUAGCAUUUUGUUUCAGGUACUGUUCUUUUAUGUUGUCAAGGGUUCUGCUGUUCUCAGCUGUGUUUAUUGAUUUGGAAUCCUCUGUUACUGGCAAGAAACAUUAUUGUCAAGUUACAUGACUGCCGUAAGUUCAGUGCCAUGGUCCCCAAAAGUUUAAUAGAUUAAUAUUUAUGUAUUACAUAUGUUUACAUUAAUGAUCUUUGAUUUCACUUUGCAGAAAAUAAAUAUUGACUGAACCUGUAAAACUGCUUUUCCUUUCAGAAAUUUUAAAGUACGACCAACAGUAAUAAUGACACAGAUUGACACAGAUCUUAACAGAUAAUAAGAUCUGUUAUUGACAGCAGAGAGUAUUUUCCUUCAGAUCUCUUAAAUACUUGUAACCAGAGUAUUCAUAUAACGUGUUCCAGGAGAGAAAUGCACUGUGUUGAGCAGUAGUCAUCAAGCCCUAAUACAGACUUUUUUGGAUGAGAAAGCUUCAAACUGUUUUUAACAGACAAUUGAUUGAAUAAGAGUUAAAUUUUACUUUAUUAGCUAAGCUAUUAUUGCCUUAAGUGAAAAAAGACACUUAUUCAUGAAAUCUUCAUAAGGAUAUGAUUCUGCCUACACUUACAUCCAGCAAAUACUUACAUGAAAAAGUACGAUAUAAUCAUACUAAUAAAAUAUUAAUCAAAACCUUACUAGCUGCAAUACACUUUGCUGAAGCAUUUUUGUCUACUAAAACAGAAAAUGCUGGGCCACCAUCCUAACAAAAUUUUGGAUUCCAGCCUUAGGAUCUGUACUGGGAUGCCAGUUUGCAGAAUGAGUGGUUCAUCUAGUUUGAUAGAUUUAAGCAAUUAAACAAGAAUCUAUCAAUUUCCAAAAUAUUUUUAUUAGUUUCUGUAAAUGACUAACAUUUAGAGUUAAAAACAGACCAGUUUGAAAUACAGAUAAUUUAUAUACACCUCAACUAUUGGAUGAUUUUAUAUCAAAUUAAAAUUAAAACAGAUACUUUGGCAGAAUCAUAUUAAAAUAGGCACACAUGAAAGGAAAAUUUCACAUGUGAAUGACAAACACAAAUCCAGCUUUGCAAAGAGGCAAGGCAACACAACAGGCAGUUCUGUGUUAGCAUUAGCAGUCAGGCUCAAACAAAUCCCAUUUUCUAAUCUAUGGAAUGCCCCUUCUUCAGUGCCUGCUCUGGUGCUCUGCCAUCUCACACACCAGAGUGUGAUUCACAUACUGCAGCCCAGUGUUAGGUUUUUGAACAUUGAAAUGGGUGUGGUCAACAGGAUUGCUGGGGAUCAAUCGCUACAUAAUUAACAAAAUGUGUGCACCAUCCCAGGCUGGACUUAAAGAGGCACAGGAAUUUAGGACGAUGAAGACAAGAUAGCAGAGAACAAUGUAAAAAUUGUCUGAAAAUAAAAGGAGGAAAGGCUAAAGGA
Lonchura striata (white-rumped munia) is the source of this 4925-nucleotide messenger RNA. It is a transcript of the gene PTPDC1, whose product is annotated as protein tyrosine phosphatase domain containing 1. The record is from RefSeq and is a predicted model, not a curated record. NCBI's taxonomy places the organism in Eukaryota, Metazoa, Chordata, Aves, Passeriformes, Estrildidae. Gene Ontology annotation, molecular function: protein tyrosine phosphatase activity. Gene Ontology annotation, biological process: protein dephosphorylation; cilium assembly.